This is a messenger RNA of Coregonus clupeaformis (lake whitefish), 851 nucleotides long. RefSeq names its product growth arrest and DNA damage-inducible proteins-interacting protein 1-like. Lineage: Eukaryota; Metazoa; Chordata; Actinopteri; Salmoniformes; Salmonidae. The transcript is spliced from 2 exons. The coding region runs from base 39 to 737 and encodes 232 amino acids. The record is from RefSeq and is a predicted model, not a curated record. Gene Ontology annotation, cellular component: nucleus.
GUGACGCAACAAGGGUCCUCCGAACUUUGACACAAAAAAUGGCGACCUCUAUGCUGUGCAGGAGGACAGCAGUAUUUACCUGGGCUAUUCGAGGGGUUUCAUCCUUAAAAUCGUAUAAUCCUGCCAGCUCACACUGCGGGUUUCUACAGCAGACAGCAAAUUAUAAUCAUAAACCACUAAAAUUAAAUCUGAAAGAUCCAUACAUACCAGAUAGGGAAAGCGAGAAAACUCCGGAAUGGCAGAAGACGGCGAAGUAUGACCGCAAGCUAUUCGGGCGGUAUGGCUCUUCGUCAGGAAUCGACCCUGCAAAGCUGUGGCCCAACCAUACCCAGCUCGAGGAGAUGAUAGCAGAGGAGAGGGAAUGGAACCCUCCACUACAGGUGAUGUUGAAGAACGUUGAGGCGAAAACGAAGGAAGCCAAUGCGAAACGUCUCGCGAGAGAGACACUGGUUGCAGCCAAUAUGGCAAAGAUGCCUAAGAUGGUGGCUGACUGGAGGAAGGAAAAACGGGAGGUGAAACAGAAGUUGAAAGAUGAGAAGGCCCGCCGUGAAAGGCUGCUAGCCGAGGCCAGAGAACGCUUUGGCUAUGCAAUGGACCCCCGAAGCCCCAAGUUCCUGGAGAUGGUCAGUGAAAUCGAAAAGGAGGAGAAGAAGAAAAGGAAGCUGAUGAAACGUAGACUAAAAGAAGAACAGAGCCACGCCCCUCCUGCUGCUUCCUCGGCUGAUUCCUCGUCAUAAGGCACAUAUUGACUGACAUUGUAAAUAUGACUAUUUAGUAAACUUUGUAAAUGUAUUGUCAACUGUGUGUUUUGAAUUUGGCUGCUGUAAUAAAUUAAACGCAUUAGAACUAGG